CGUGCGGUCCUGCUGUACCGCUCCAGCUGCGCAGCUCCGGGCUGGGCCGAUCCGGGGUUGAUUCCGGUUCACUUCGUCGCUAGUUUGGAAUCGCGACCCCAGGAAGCUACGGGGGGCAGGUGGGGGCGCUGAGAGCAGGACCUCUGGUGCAGGCUGAGCAACAUGCUAAUUAAUUAUAAUCUGAAUUGUCCACCGAGCUUCUGAGGAGUGCAGCACCCUGAACCCUGAGCCAAACUCCUGGCCUUCUGCCUCCAAGCCACAAUGACAGUGCUGGUGGCCAAGGUGCUCUGCUUGCUGGGCGUCUUUGUGCUCAUGCUGGGAGGGUCGCUCCUGCCGGUCAAGCUCACUGAAGCAGACUACGAGAAAGCCCAUCGCUCCCGGUGUGUUGGCCUCUGCAACUCCUUUGGCGGAGGUGUCUUCUUGGCCACCUGCUUUAACGCUUUGCUUCCCACUGUGCGAGAGAAGCUCCAGGAGGUUCUGAAAGUGGGCAAUGCGACCACGGACUAUCCCUUGGCAGAGACGCUCAUGCUCGUGGGCUUCUUCAUGACAGUGUUUGUGGAGCAGCUCGUCCUGACCUUCCGGAAAGAAAAGCCUUCCUUCAUUGACCUGGAGACCUUCAAUGCCAGCUCAGACAUCGGCAGUGACUCGGAGUGCGAGAGCUCCUUCAUUGGGCCCUCCUGGGGACGCGGCAGCGCCCCGCACGGCGACCAUGGCCAGCGCCCCCACGUCCACGGGCUCAGUGCCCACGAGCUGGCCCGCGCCAGCCCCCUGCGCCUCUUCAGCCUGGUCUUCGCCCUGGCAGCCCAUUCCAUCUUUGAGGGCCUGGCCCUGGGCCUGCAGGAGGAGGGGGCCAAGGUCACGAGCCUCUUCCUGGGCGUGGCUGUGCACGAGACCCUGGUGGCCGUGGCCCUGGGCACUGACAUGGCCAAGUCUGGGCUGACGCUGCGGGAGGCGGCCAAGCCGGCCGUCACGGUCAGCCUGAUGAUCCCACUGGGCAUCACCGUCGGCCUGGGCAUCGAGAGUGCCCGGAGCGUGGCCAGCAGUGUCAUUUCGGUGCUCCUGCAGGGCAUUGCAGGCGGCACUUUCCUCUUCGUCACCUUCUUUGAGAUCUUGAGCAAGGAGCUGGAAGAGAAGAGCGACCGACUGCUCAAGAUGAGCGCAGGAUUCAAGACUGGGGUGGCAGAGUCUUCUGGGGCAGAGCCAAGGGCUCACUUUGGCUGUGUGAGCUCUCCUGAAGCUGGAGAUGAAGGCAAAUUGGAUGCUGGCAUCUGUGGAGGGCCCCCCAUUGCUGCCCCCUUGUGCUAGCUGCAGGCCUGUGCAGGUGGAUUUUGGGGAAGCGGUGCUCAAGAUUUCUCCCUGCCUGUUCAAAGGCCUGAAAUGUUCCUCUGGCUGGGUGGGAAAAGGACAUUGAAUAGCCUUCACCAGUCUGACCUAGAGGGAGGUGGCCACUGGCAGGCCAGGGAGGGCCAGGGGACCCGUGUCGUUGCCCUUUCCAUCAGCAGCUGGUCCCUGUGUUGCCAAACAUUGGUGGACACACCUAUCCAAGCCUUGUGGGCAGCCCCUUCCCUUGCUGGUGGAUCUGUGGGUGCAAAAGGCUUCCAUUCUCAACCAGAGGCUGAGGCUGCUGUUCUGGCUGAUUCUCAGGCCGAAGCUGGCCAAAGCUCGAAGCCAUGUGGGACUUCUUGCUUCUUAUGACUGGGAAGGCAGCAUCCUCUGUAGGUAAUGGACUGAUCCAUGUACAGGGAAGGCAUUCUGUUGCCGUGGGGCUGGCACAGUGGCCAACACCUGGCACAGGAUGGCCACCAUUGAGGCAAGUACUGUUUCCCCAGGGACGCGGGCCCUCCAGGAGAAGGGCAUGAAAAUGAGGGAAGGGGCUCCAUUCGCACAGGCUGUUGGCUUCCUUUGUCCCUGCUGGGUGGUCUGUCUGGUUGUUGUUUCCUUCAGACGUUUUCACUCGGUGCCAUUAGCAAGGCAUCUGGAGCUUUUGUUGCCACCUCGCCUCCGAUGCCUGUUCCUCUUGCUUACAGUGGAAAUCUGUUAAGGAGCAAGUUCAUAUCCAUGCAGCUUGCAAACAACCUCUCCAGAGAGCAGGCACUUGGCCGGGAGCCUCUCGGCAUCUCUGACCCAUGGACGCAGUGAUGGUCUUGGUGGUCUGGGAAAUCUUGCACGUGAGGUCAGCUUAGGGGCCAUGUCAGAGCAGGCAUGUUUAGAAAUUAAAUCCAUGUCUUUCUGGCGCAUGUAAGUUUAGCAUGGAGAAUUGUGUGUGAGGUAUUUAUUAUCUUCCUUCUUAGUUUGGAGGGAGUUAUCCUAACCUCCAUGGUGCUGCUAAUCAUCAGACUUUUAGCCAGUAUUUAAAUAAAGCUUCUUUUGAAAACGA
This is a messenger RNA of Varanus komodoensis (Komodo dragon), 2377 nucleotides long. It is a transcript of the gene SLC39A3, whose product is annotated as solute carrier family 39 member 3. Gene Ontology annotation, molecular function: zinc ion transmembrane transporter activity. The transcript is spliced from 4 exons. Gene Ontology annotation, cellular component: plasma membrane. Bases 262 to 1305 code for a protein of 347 amino acids. Gene Ontology annotation, biological process: zinc ion transmembrane transport. NCBI's taxonomy places the organism in Eukaryota, Metazoa, Chordata, Lepidosauria, Squamata, Varanidae. The record is from RefSeq and is a predicted model, not a curated record.